CUGACAUCCUGCUCUGCCUGGAGAGUGAUAUUUGGCAAAGCUUUGGUGAGCAGAAAAAAUGUCCACUCGCUACCACCAAGCUGCUAGUGAUAGCUACCUGGAGCUUUUGAAAGAGGCUACCAAGAGAGAUCUGAAUCUUUCUGAUGAAGAUGGCAUGACUCCCACACUCCUGGCAGCCUACCAUGGGAACUUGGAAGCCCUAGAAAUAAUCUGCAGCAGAGGAGGGGAUCCUGAUAGAUGUGACAUCUGGGGAAAUACUCCUUUACAUUAUGCAGCCUCCAAUGGUCAUGCCCACUGCGUCUCAUUCCUGAUCAACUUUGGUGCCAACAUCUUUGCCCUAGACAAUGACUUACAGACUCCACUGGAUGCUGCUGCCAGCAGAGAGCAGAAUGAAUGUGUUGCUCUUUUGGAUAGGGCUGCCACUACCCAGAACACCACGAAUCCCAAGAAAGUCACCAGGCUGAAGGAGCAGGCUCAGAAGAAUGCUAGGAGGCAGAUCAAAGAGUGUGAGAGGCUCCAGGAGAAACACCAAAAUAAGAUGGCCCGCACCUACAACAAGGAGGAAUCUGGGACUCUUUCUUCUUCCAAGGGCACUUUUUCCAGGUCACCCCUUUCGAAUGCUUCUGCUUCCAACACAUUUGGAUCACUGUCUAAGGGCAUUAAAGACACCUUUAAGUUAAGGUUCAAGAAGAAUAAAGACACAGCAGAGCGGUUAGGGGAGGAGAGCAGAAGUAGGCAGAAGAAUGUGAUGGAAGUAUUCAGAGAGGAGGAGGAAGAGGAACAUGAAUUCUCAGGCGACUUCAAAGAGAAGCUUCAGUUCUCAGCAGAGGGGGACAGCUGUGUGCAACACGAAUCCAUUCUCAAACGUCCAGGUCUAGGAAAUGUUGUUUUUAGAAGGAACAGAAUGUUGAGCCCUGAAGAGAUCUCAGACAACAAGAGGGAGUUGGGGUUUAAAAUGCCCAGUGAAUUGCUUCAGAGACAAGAAGGAGCUGAGGCUGAUGAAGAGGGAGAGGAAAACAACCAUGAAGAUGAUCUGCCUUGGGAUGAGGAUGAAGUGGAAUGGGAGGAAGAUGUGGUUGAUGCUACUCCCCUGGAAGUGUUCUUACAGUCCCACUACCUGGAAGAACUCCUUCCUAUUUUCAUGAGAGAGCAGAUUGAUCUGGAAGCUCUGUUGCUUUGCUCUGAUGAGGACCUUCAGAGCAUACAAAUGCAGCUGGGUCCCAGGAAGAAAAUUCUUAAUGCCAUAAGCAGAAGGAAGCAGGUGCUACAACAGCCUGGGCAGUUGGUGGACACCAGCCUCUGAUGGAGUGUUGGGUCAACUGGAUGAGUCUGCAGCAGUGGGGUGAUGCUGUGGCCCACUGGAAACAUGCCAGCCAAUAUCCACUACUAACCCAAUACCAGACUACUGGGUUUCUAGGGUUUUGGAGGUGUCCAUCGAAGAAAGAGGUCCAAAUUCUACUCUGAGAAAUACUCUAUACCUGUGCAUAUAAACCACUAAUGAGAAACUCAAGGAGACCUGCGAAUAAGAAAAAGACAUUUCUCUUCAAUUAUCUUUUUGAUAUUUUUGAAUAUAGAAAGGAUUAAAUGAAUGACAAAGAAGGGAAAAAACUUUCUUUACUUUCCUAACUCUGGACUUAAAAUUAUAAUCUCUCAUUACACUAGCUGCUGCUAAUUUCUGAUCCUUAUAGUCUAGGGAUUCUAACUCCAGUUCUGUCCUUAGCUUUGUUUACCUGUUGGUGGAGACUAAAGUUUCUCCAUUGGUCUGUGGCUUGAUGCCCAGCUUAAAUGUGGCUAACCCUUCAACAGAUGUUUACAUGUUUACAAGUAAUAGAAAUGGGUCUAUAAUACUCCUGCCUGGGAACAGAGACAGAAUGGCAGGUAGAGAGUGAGAAGAAAUAAACAGAAUGUAUGGUACCUGUAUGGACUGAAUUUUGUCCCACCAAAAUUCAUAUGUUGAAACUGUAAGCCCUAAUGUGAAUGUAUUUGAAUAUAAGACCUUUAUCAAAGAGGUGAUUAAGGUUAAAUGAGGUCAUAAAGGUG
Messenger RNA from Hippopotamus amphibius kiboko, 2040 nucleotides. It is a transcript of the gene ANKS4B, whose product is annotated as ankyrin repeat and sterile alpha motif domain containing 4B. The transcript is spliced from 2 exons. NCBI's taxonomy places the organism in Eukaryota, Metazoa, Chordata, Mammalia, Artiodactyla, Hippopotamidae. Gene Ontology annotation, molecular function: protein binding. The record is from RefSeq and is a predicted model, not a curated record. Bases 59 to 1303 code for a protein of 414 amino acids. Gene Ontology annotation, biological process: brush border assembly.